Molecule: messenger RNA, 2778 nt
Organism: Stegostoma tigrinum
Lineage: Eukaryota; Metazoa; Chordata; Chondrichthyes; Orectolobiformes; Stegostomatidae
Gene: spice1
Product: spindle and centriole associated protein 1
Exons: 3
Coding region: 127-2694 (855 amino acids)
Biological process (GO): regulation of centriole replication; metaphase chromosome alignment; mitotic spindle assembly
Cellular component (GO): spindle; centriole; centrosome
Source: RefSeq, a predicted model, not a curated record
AAACCGCCAGGUCCGAGCGGGAGGAACCGUUGGCGUCCGGGGGCACGCGCAGUGGCGCGCUGUGAGGUGACUGGCGGGGGGAGCGCGCCGGCUGGGUUGGCGACCCCGGCGUCCGGAGCGCACUGGAUGCGGGAAAGGGGCGGCGGGACUGUGCGGGGACGCGCAGCACUUGGCGAUGGGAGCGCGCGUUCCGUUCGGUCCGACGAGCCGGAGAUGUCGUUGGUGCGGGGCAGCCGCUCGCAGGCGGCGGGCAGAGGCCGCAAGAAGACGGCGGCGGCACCACCGAGGAGAGAGUGGGACAGUACCAUCAGUGACCUGAGCGUGUACCGGGCCAGCCCGGAGGAACUCGCUCGGCGCCGGCACAGCCGCCAGUCCAGGAACCGACGGGUCGGCCUCCACAAGCCCCGCGCCGCUCCCGGGAAGGAGCCGCCGCUGGUCAACGAGCUGCUGCUCGACCGGUGGCAGCUUCAGGACGUGUUGGCCAGGUCUGACCGGGCCUUGGCUCUGGUCCGGGAUCUGUUCGCCGACGGCCCGCGCCUCCACGCUGCUUUCCCCAACGUGACGGCGGCUCCGGGCUGCGCGAAGGCGGCUCUGGUGGCUCCGACCUGGGAGCGGCCUACUCAGCUGUCCCUCCUCAGCGAGUCGGUCAUGGACUCCCAGGCCCUCAACGAGACCGGCAACACGACCCCAGACCGUCCACCGUCCCGGGAUAGUCUGAAAAAGGCAGAUGCUGCAGCCUUCGAGGGUAGCAAUCAUCCCUCCCCGCGGGAGAAACCACCAAAAACUCCGCAGGCUACAUCAGCGUGGUCCAAUACAGACCCCAACCAGACGCCAUGCACACCAGAAUGUGAUUCCUCAGGGAACCACACAAGCUUAAACGCUACCACGGCAAUCCAGAGAGCGAAGUCAAGAGUGCAAAGUGAAGCUGAAGGCAGUGCAGACUCAUUUCAAACCGAGACUGCAAGAGUAACUCAGCAAGUCCUUCACGCUGGUUCAAGGAACUCAAAAAACUGCUUUCCAGGGUUCCAACAUUGCCAUUUGCCAACGGAAGACAACAAUCAAGAGGACAAGCAGCUGACUCUGGAAGUGCUGCAGGAAAUGAUUGAUGACAUUGACCAGGAGAUGAGGGAAUUGCAACGCCAGACGGGACGCAAAGUUAUGGGCUGGUUGCCACAGAAAGGCCGUAGCCUAACAGGUUUCACCUUCUCCUUGGUCAGCUUGAUAAGCCAACUGACCCACUAUCUAAAGGAGAAUGAAAUUCAACAGCAGCAAGAGAAAGAACACCAACAGCAACUUGUGGAAAACUCCACAGAACAGCGAACACUGAUUGAUGCAUUGACUGCAGAAUUUCUAACAAUGCAAAAUGAAAUUAUUUCUAUGCGGACUACCAUGCAUCAUUAUAUGAUGAAAACAGAUGAAGAACUUCACGUAAUGAAACAAAUGUUGCAUGGAUCUUUGGAAGCAGAAGUAAACAAACCGAAGCCAAGAGAAAACAUUGAUCCUUGCAAAGUUGGUGAGGCAGCACUGGGAGGAGGGAGUUUACAUACUUGUAUUUACUCUGGCAGACAAGAUAACAUGAAUGCCCCUAUUACAAGGGCUGCACCAAAUCCUGGAGACGAACUUUCAGAAAACCUGGACAAAAGACUGCCCUUUAUCAAUCAGCACAGGGAGAUUGUGUUAGAGGGAGCUGGAAGAGGUCAGUGUUUACCUGAGCAUUUAUUUGGCUCUGCUGUAUUGCUUUCUCCCCCAAGACAGAGAAACAGUCAUAUAGCCAUCAGAUCACAAACUACUGCCAGUUUGUUUCAAGAAGGACCCCUGACUGAUAAUGUAUACCUGAAAUCAAAUUGUGCUCAUCCCUCGCAAAUUGAUAAGGAAGCUCGGACAUCUGUUGAACUGCAAAGAGAAAACAACUUUAUACAAUAUGUAGGAAUGCCAAACCAGCUGCAAGGCCAACAGGAUUUUGCCCAGCAGUGCAAUUUUAGUAAUGCUAAUGAAGGACAAAGGAACUUGACUUCUGUUUUGUCUGUUAGUAAUUCAUCUGAAAUGCAACAACCAGGAACUGUUGAUGCAGCAACAGAUACUCUGGGAGCAAAGGAGAACAAGAUGGAAGCUGAAACUGCAGACAAAUGGCUUAAACAUGAGGCAAUGCUUGCUCAAAUGACUGAGCUCCAAUUGCAGAAUUCAACUCUCAAAGCCCAACUUAGCCAAUUCAAUAUUGAUAAAUUACCUAAUUCUGCACCACAGAUUGAAAGGUUUGUGCCCAGACCUUGUGAUAGCCUUCAGCAGAGGAUCAAUGAGCUCAACUACCAGAGUGCUGAAGCUCGCAGCAAACUUCUGAAAUUGAUUGAACAGCAGAGACAAAUUUCUGGUGAUUCUGCCUCACCACCCAUUUCUCCUAUUCCAGCAGAAGGUAUAUGGACAGAAACUGGCAGAAAAUCACUGGAUGUGUUGAUCCCUUUGCCCAAUGGUUUGGACUUUUCCUCAGAGAGCACACCUUGUCCUGCCAGUGAAAUAAACAGCAAUAGAUCAACAGAUAAUGCCAGUAGAAAUAGUUCCUCACUUCAUCUGGACAAAGGUGAUGGGAAUAGAACAUCGAUUACUCAAAGAUUGAAGCCAGAGAGAUUAAAAAAACAAGGUUCGCUGGAUAAUUUGGCAACAGUACUUUCUACCCACACAUCCAAGUCAUUAGUAUAGAUUGGAAGUAGUUGUGACUCAAGGACUGAACCCUCUGGCACCCAGUGACUUUUAACCACCAACCUUGCGACACGAACUACUCAA